AUGACAAACUCUAUGAGCUCAAGUAUAACAGUGACCAAUAAUUAUAAUUCUAAUGCGUCUAUUCCAUCGAGAAAUACUAUAACUAAAAUCAAUAUUUUUGAUUUUGAUGGUACUCUUUUCGCGUCACCACAGCCAAACCGAGAAUUGUGGGAAGAUCCGUUAUUUGGAUACCUUAAAGCUGAUACAAUGAUUUUCAAAGGAUGGUAUCAACAUCCAAAAUCAUUAAGCUUUGAUGAACCAGUAAUACAACAAGGAUGGGAAGGGUGGUGGAAUAAAAAGAUUGUAAAACUUGUUCGUCAAUCGAUAGAACAACCGACUUCUUUAACUGUAUUGCUCACUGGACGCGGCUAUUCAGGGUUUCGUCAUAUAAUCGCUGAGAUGGUAGAACGAAAAGAUUUAAAAUUUGACGUGAUGGGAUUUAAACCAGAUAAAGAUAUUAUUAAAUGGAAUUUAUUUUAUAAUCCAUCAAUUAUUCAAAAGGUGGGUAAUACGAAGUAUGAAGAACUCAUUUGUCACGAAACACUAUUCGAGUUUAAGGACAAUAAGGUUACUACAAAAGAAUUUAAAUAUAAAUUUAUAAAUGAAUUACUUUUUCAUCAUCCUUCUGUUAAUUCAAUUCAUUUAUGGGAUGAUCGAGUAAAUCACGUAAAAUCUUUUCAAUCAUUUUUUGAUGAUUUAAAACUUCGUGGAAUAGUUCAGGAAGCAACUGCAAAUGCUGUAUAUUAUCCUGUUCGUUAUUUUGAUCCUUGUAAAGAAUUUCUCGUUGUCCAGGCAAUGAUAGAUGAACACAAUAGUGAAGUAGAGAGAUUUUCAAGACAACAAAAUGAAUUACCCCGAAAAUUUUCUUUAGGUAGACUUCAAUUGGUACCAAAACAAUAUCAAUACGAUGGAUGGAUUUAUACAAGAUAUGCUGUACAACUUGUAGAUGUGCCCUUUUGA
This is a messenger RNA of Scutellospora calospora, 939 nucleotides long. The record is from the annotation of a GenBank genome assembly. NCBI's taxonomy places the organism in Eukaryota, Fungi, Glomeromycota, Glomeromycetes, Diversisporales, Gigasporaceae.